UGAAACAUAGAGGAAGAAGAGAGCCAUAUUUUUCUUCUUCUUCGUUCGAUUAAAUAUUUUCUUUUUCUUUAAUUAAGAAAAAGAAAAGAAUAUUAACUUACAUUAAAGAUGGUCGGAGAGGCAAUGUGGAAGCUAUUAAUAGUACUGUGCCUCUUAUUCUCAGCGGUGAAAGGUGAAGAUCCCUAUUUGUAUUUCACAUGGAACGUCACCUACGGCACACUCUCUCCUCUGGGUGUCCCCCAGCAAGUCAUUCUCAUCAACGAUCAGUUCCCGGGGCCAGUCAUCAACUCGACAAGCAACAACAACGUCGUCGUCAAUGUCUUCAAUCACCUUGAUGAGCCCUUCCUUUUUACAUGGAGCGGCGUCCAACAGAGGAAGAACUCAUGGCAGGAAGGCCUUUUGGGAACCAACUGCCCCAUUCCUCCCGGAUCCAACUACACUUAUCAUUUCCAAGUCAAGGAUCAGAUUGGUAGCUUCAUCUACUACCCGAGCACAGCCUUGCACAGAGCGUCUGGAGGUUUCGGCGGCCUUCACAUCAAUAGUCGCUUGUUAAUCCCUGUCCCUUAUGCUGACCCUGAGGAUGACUACACUGUCAUUGUUAAUGAUUGGUACACAAAGAGCCAUGCCACUCUCCGCAAGUACUUGGACAGUGGGCGUACCAUUGGCAGGCCUGAAGGUGUCCUCAUUAAUGGCAAAACUGCUAAAGGUGACGCCAAGGAUACGCCUCUCUUCACCAUGAAGCCUGGAAAGACCUACAAGUACAGGAUCUGCAAUGCCGGCCUCAAGACCACCAUUAACUUUAGGAUUCAAGGCCACCCAAUGAAACUGGUGGAGAUGGAGGGCUCCCAUGUGGUUCAGAAUUUGUACGAAUCUCUUGACGUGCACGUCGGCCAGUGCUUUAGCGUGCUUGUCACCGCUGACCAAGCUCCCAAGGACUACUACAUGGUGGCUUCUACCCGGUUUAUGAAGACUGUAAUCACUGGCAAGGGCAUCAUUCGAUACACCAACGGCAAAGGGCCAGCAUCCAAUGUGCUUCCCAAGGCACCUACUGGAUGGGCCUGGUCUCUCAAUCAGUUCCGCUCCUUCCGUUGGAAUCUCACAGCCAGUGCUGCCAGGCCUAACCCUCAAGGUUCUUACCAUUAUGGAUCCAUCAAUAUCACUCGAACCAUCAGGCUCGUCAACUCAGUUAGCAGGGCUGGCGGCCAUCUUCGAUAUGCCAUUAACGGUGUUUCUCACAUUAAUCCGGCGACCCCACUCAAGCUUGCUGAGUAUUAUGGCAUUGCAGAUAAGGUAUUUAAAUACGAUACCAUUCAGGAUGAGCCGACAGAUAAAACUGGAAAGAUUGUCUUACAGCCUAAUGUACUCAACAUGACAUUCCGUAACUUCGUGGAGAUCAUCUUUGAGAACCACGAGAAGAGCAUCCAGUCUUGGCACUUGGACGGAUACUCCUUUUUCGCAGUAGCGGUGGAGCCCGGCACAUGGAGUCCUGAGAAGAGGAAAAACUACAAUCUUCUUGACGCAGUGAGCAGAACGACGGUUCAGGUGUUUCCGAAAUCAUGGGCAGCGAUCAUGCUGACAUUUGAUAAUGCUGGGAUGUGGAACAUUAGGUCUGAGAUGUGGGAGAGAGCAUACCUGGGGCAACAACUUUACGCCAGUGUUCUUUCUCCCGCACGUUCUCUUAGGGACGAGUACAACAUUCCUGACAAUGCUUUGCUUUGCGGCCAAGUUAAGAACUUAUCUAAGCCCCCACCUUACACCAUUUAAUCUCCCACAUCCAUGCUUCUACGUACAAACAUAUGUUGAUUAUGUACCGACUCUUUAAUUUCAUAUGCCAAUAAUAUUCUUCUCGUUUUUCUUUUUUAAA
This is a messenger RNA of Mercurialis annua (annual mercury), 1864 nucleotides long. RefSeq names its product L-ascorbate oxidase homolog. NCBI's taxonomy places the organism in Eukaryota, Viridiplantae, Streptophyta, Magnoliopsida, Malpighiales, Euphorbiaceae. Gene Ontology annotation, molecular function: oxidoreductase activity; copper ion binding. The transcript has 3 exons. Bases 109 to 1764 code for a protein of 551 amino acids. The record is from RefSeq and is a predicted model, not a curated record.